Messenger RNA from Perkinsus marinus ATCC 50983, 571 nucleotides. RefSeq lists its product as hypothetical. Gene Ontology annotation, biological process: chitin biosynthetic process. Gene Ontology annotation, molecular function: chitin synthase activity. The annotation marks the transcript as partial. The record is from RefSeq and is a predicted model, not a curated record. NCBI's taxonomy places the organism in Eukaryota, Perkinsozoa, Perkinsida, Perkinsidae. The transcript is spliced from 5 exons.
GGUGUCCAAGGCUUCGAUCUGACUAAGGAGAAUUCGCGGUUGCGAUAUACUCCGAUAACGAUAUGUCAGGAAGAGUUAGUGUACCAUAAAAAUAUCAAUUAUGAGGAACGUGGGAUAAGAUUCCCGAGGUUCAUCGAGCAAAUGUUCGAUAACCCCUUUUAUGGUGAGUAUUUUGGUGGCUAUCCAGCGCCGGCACCAUUCAAAGUCAAGUUCAUCGAAAAUCCGAAGUCGAAAGUGAAGGUCUUUAUUGGUGUGACUAUGUAUCAAGAGCCCUGUGGUGGACUGGAUGAUAUUAGGAAGGCGGGUACGACUUUCAUCAGAAUGAACCCGGAUGCUGAUCGUCCGGAAGGUUUCGCAGAACAGGCUAAGGAGUCUGGUGGAGUGCCCGGCACGCUGGUGGGCAUACUGCAAAAUAUCCGUAAAUUCGUGGACCAAACCAAAUACAACUGGGAUGAGAUUUGCGUUUGUCUGCUCGCGGACGGUCGGACGAGGAUUGAUGGACGAUUCAAUAACCUUGUUGCUCUGCAGCGGAUGGGCAUCUAUCUUGAUUUGGAAGAGAUGUACAGAGAAA